Caenorhabditis angaria is the source of this 4169-nucleotide messenger RNA. Lineage: Eukaryota; Metazoa; Nematoda; Chromadorea; Rhabditida; Rhabditidae. The record is from the annotation of a GenBank genome assembly.
AUGAUUUUGCUACCUCUUCUAUUUUUUCUAUUGUUUUUCAAUAGUUUUUCCGAUGGACAAAAUUCAACAACAUUCACUACAACAGCGAUUUCUGGAGUUAAAACGAAGGUAAGAUCAAAAAUACAAUAGAUGACAGAUUCAAUAAAUUGAUGUUUGAAGAUUCGAGUAGGAGUAUGUGCUGUGCAGACGAUUGAGCUUGAUGUGAUUGGAUGGCCGACUUCUGGAGGGGCUGUUAAUUUUGCGCUCAAACGACUUGCUGAAGAUGGUUAUAUCAGCAUGUUUGAUUUUGAGUAAGUUGACCGAUAAAUUUAACCUGAAUCAUUUUCUAUUCAUAUAAUCAGAUUUAUUAUUAACUAUACUGAAUGUGAUCGUGCUCUCGGAGUUCAAGUUGGUAUCGAAUUUAUGAGAACUCAAAAAGUGAAUGCUGUUGUGGGACCACCUUGUGCAGAUCGUAAGUUUACACGGUUUUUCUGGCAACAAAAAUAAGUUCAGCAAUGGAUAUUAUUGCGCCGAUGUCGACUUAUUACAAUGUUCCACUUCUUGGAUGGGGAAUGGUAACUGCUUCGAAAUAUACUGAUUCUACCAGAUAUCCCUAUUUGACUAACAUUGUUCCUAAUUCAUUGAGUAUGGGUUAUUCUCUCGUCAAAUUGUUGGAACUUAUGAGUUGGGAUCGUAUCGCUUUGCUUUACGAGGCAAGUGAUCAGGGUUAUCCGUUAUCAAUUAUGAAUGAUGUCGAAACUGCGUUGAAUGAUGUAAAUUCAUAUUCUUCGGAUGUUGUCGUAAAACAGGAACUUCCUUCUUCCGACACAAAUGAUUCCCAAUAUACCACUAUUUUGAAUAGAGUGAAAAGAUCUGCAAGAAGUAAGUUACAUCUUAUAAUUAAAAAUCGUAUGAGUUACAUCAGUUGUUGUAUCGAGUGUUAUCAGUGCAACAUCUAGACGAAAAUAUCUCAAAAUGAUGUUGAAUAAUGAUAUGGUUUCUUCGGAAUAUGUUCAUAUUAUGCUCUCAUUGAGAAGUGUCGGAUUCGGUAUAGUCUAUUCUCUUUCUGUAAAACUUAACUGAUUGCAAAUUUUAGGUAAACAAGCAACAAGUCAGACGAAAUGUGAGUUGAAUUGCUGUGAGUUUUGUGGUUUAAUUUUCCAAUUUUUCAUUUUUGCAUCUUACCCACUCGCACUGAUCAAUUUUUCUGUUCUCUAAUUCAGUGUCGAGUGGAUUGUCGCCUUUCUGGGAACUAGAUGUAGAUGAUGGUUAUAAUGCAAAGCUCAAAGAAGCUGCAAAAAGAGUAUUUGUGCUCGAUUUGUCGACCGAUGUGAUGGAUAAGACAUAUCUGAGUUCAUUCACUGCUAAUGAGACAUCCGAUAUUGUGAAUCCUCCGAUUUCUUGUCAAACAGCAGCUUGUCAGGCCGCUUCAUCAUCUGUUAGUUCUGAUUUCCUGAAUUUCAAAUAAUUUUUUUCGUAGACUCCAUCCGCAUUUGCCAGAAGUUUGCACGAUCUGAUUUAUCUUUAUGGAAUGGCACUUACUAAUGUUUAUAACAGUAAUCCGUCUGGUAUACACGAUGUUGAAACUAUGAUGACUGCUAUGCAAACUAAUUUCAACGGGCUAACAGGAGAAGUUCUCAUGAAUUCUAAUAAUACAAGAGUUCCGAAACUAAUGUUUUAUGGUUUGGACAAAAAUUAUGAUGAAACAUCUUACAUGAAUCUUACGUACUCUUUGAGUACUGGUGCGGUGGGAUGUUUGCAAGUUGAUAAACAGUGACAUAACACAUUGAUUUCAGAGCUUGUCGAAAGGUUUCUCGGAUGAAUCGGUAAUUUGGACAUGGUAUAGUGGAUCGAGACCAUUAGCAACUCCUGUUUGCGGAUUUUUGGGAACAAGUUGCCCACAAACUUUCAUGAGCCAAUAUGGUGCAUUGGUUAUAGCACUUGGUGCAGUUUUGGGUGCGGCUCUGAUUAUUAUACUUUGCUGUGGACUUAUCAUUUUAAGGUGAGAUAUACUAAUUGGAAAAAUACGAAUACGAAGUUUUGCAGACAACGGAAACUUGAGCAAGAUCGUAUAAAUGCUGAAUGGCAAAUACCAUACAUGAAACUUCAAAAGCCUCCGAAAAAAGACAAAGAACGUCAAAGUAAACGAUCACUUCAAUCUGGCCCUUCUACGAUAACUGAAACUAGCAAAUUCACAUUUGACAGUGAAUUCAGUAACUAUACUGUUUUUUAUUUGGAUAAGGAUGCUGUUUUAUCAACAAAACAUCCGGCUUCAACUCUUACAAAACAGGAAUAUGAUGUAUUUGUGAAGUUGAGAAAAUUGGAUCAUGAUAAUGUGAACAAGUUCAUUGGACUAUCAAUUGAUGGAGCUGAUUAUAUUGCGGUUUGGAAAAUGUGUAUGAGAGGAAGUUUACAGGUGAAAAUUUGGAAAUCAUAAUUUCUGAACGCUCAACAUUUUUCAGGACAUUAUUGUUCAAGGAAAUUUUUCAAUUGAUCCAUUUUUUAUGUUUUGUAUAAUUCGAGACAUUGCCGAAGGUUUGAAAUAUAUCCAUUCGAGUUUUUUGCACGUUCAUGGAAAUUUACGAUCUGCGACUUGUCUAGUUAAUGAAAGUUGGCAGGCAAAAAUAACCGAUUAUGGAAUUGGAUUUUUGAUGGAAGAAAAUAAGCCGAUGAAAAAAAGACAAAUGUGGCAUGCACCAGAAGUUUUGAGAGGUGGAUUGUUGCCACAUCAAAUCGAGAAACCAGCUGAUAUCUACUCGUUCGCAAUUAUCUGUUCUGAAAUUUUGACAAGAAAACCAGCUUGGAAUAUGGCUGAAAGAAAAGAAAGUGUGGACGAAUUAAUUUAUUUGGUGAAAAAAGGAGGACAUAAUCCGGUGAGACCGGAAUUAGAUCUUGAUGGCGUGGAAGUUAGUAAUAAUUUAUUGCACUUGGUAAGAGAUUGUUGGAACGAUGAACCACAGGAUAGGCCAACCGCCGACGCAAUCUCUAAUCUUCUAAGAAAUAUGAUGCCGAGGUAAAAGAGAAAACAAAAAUACUAGGAUUAGAAAUUAUAAUAGUACACUUACAGUAAGAAAACAAAUCUGAUGGAUCACGUAUUCAAUAUUCUCGAAGAGUACACAACAACAUUAGAAUUGGAAGUCGAAGAAAGAACUAAAGAAUUGUCAGCAGAAAAGAAAAAGGCUGAUGUUCUACUUGGAAGAAUGUUACCAAAGUUUGUUGUAAACUAUACACACGUUAGAAAAAAUUCAAUAUUUUUCAGACAAGUUGCCGAAAGAUUGAAGGCUGGUCAAACAGUUGAACCGGAAGGAUUUGAUUCCGUCACUGUCUUGUUUUCAGAUGUUGUAAAAUUCACACAACUUGCUGCAAAAUGUUCACCAUUCCAGGUAAGUUGAAUAAGUUUUCACAUGGAUAAACAAGAAAAUAUCUAGGUUGUUAAUUUGCUCAACGAUCUCUAUGGUAACUUUGACUCAAUUAUCGAAGAACACGGUGUUUAUAAGGUUGAAUCAAUUGGUGAUGGGUAUUUAUGUGUUUCAGGACUUCCAGCCAGAAAUGGAUUUCAGCAUAUAAAGUUAGUUCGAAACUUCAGAAAGUUCAAAUAUAGUCUAAAUGUUUCCAGACAAAUUGUUGAAUUGUCACUGGAUUUUAUGAGUUACUGCAAAUCAUUCAAAGUUCCACAUUUACCUAGAGAAAAAGUUGAGCUCCGAAUUGGUGUGAAUAGUGGACCAUGUGUUGCUGGUGUUGUUGGUUUGAGUAUGCCCAGAUAUUGUCUUUUUGGUGACACUGUUAAUACAGCAUCUCGUAUGGAAAGUAAUGGAAAAGCUUCACAUAUUCACAUGUCGGCAGCUGCACAUACUUUGUUGUUAACACAUUAUAGAAAUCAAUAUGAAACACAAUCAAGAGGUGAUGUGAUUAUAAAGGGAAAAGGUGUUAUGGAGACAUUUUGGGUGCAUGGGAGAACUGGAGAAUAUAUUGAAGAAGCUAAACAACAUCCACAAACUCCUCCCGAUUUAAAACCUGAACAAACUCCUCCAAUUAGGCAAAGAAGGCCAACAACACCAAGAGAUGGAUCGCCAACAAUGUCAAAAAGAUCUGUUAGUCCAAUUGUCGAAAGUAAUUUGAAGAAAAUCAAUGAUGAAUCAGAAGCAUUAUAUCGGCAAUUCAGAAGAAGUGAAACUCUUGCAUUAAUGUAA